Talaromyces rugulosus is the source of this 1572-nucleotide messenger RNA. RefSeq lists its product as uncharacterized. Bases 1 to 1572 code for a protein of 523 amino acids. The record is from RefSeq and is a predicted model, not a curated record. Gene Ontology annotation, molecular function: zinc ion binding; DNA-binding transcription factor activity, RNA polymerase II-specific. Gene Ontology annotation, biological process: regulation of DNA-templated transcription. Lineage: Eukaryota; Fungi; Ascomycota; Eurotiomycetes; Eurotiales; Trichocomaceae. The transcript is spliced from 4 exons.
AUGCCUAAUAUCUCUGUUGGGAAAAGAGCACUUCUUGGUCGCCCGUGUCUGACAUGCCAGCAGCGAAAGAUCAAAUGUGACAGAGGAAAGCCAACGUGUGAGCGAUGCGUCAAAGCUGGUUUUAAAUGCGAUGGCUAUCCCGUUGAGCCGUUUGUUCAUGUAGUCCCUACACCCAGAAACGGGCAAUCAAACAAAAUCACAUUGAAACGGGUUCGUAAUAGCAACAAUAAUCACACCCCAAUUGAGGAGAAACCGAAAAGAGCGCAAGAAAAGUUACAACUUAAGUCUCUCACGGAGAAGAUCAACAUGGCACCCGAGAAUCGCACGCAGGUUCUAUCGUAUUUCCUAGAGAGGUAUAUGCCAGCCUCAAUGACUAGCUACCGCACGUUCGAAACGCCAUCGGCAUGGAUCAAGGACCUGCCCAAUCUACUUGGUCGAUGGGAAAUUCUAGAUACUGCACUGACCGCACUCUGCCUGGCAUAUAUCGGCGACCUGCAUCACGACAAGACUCAUCUGCAGGAGAGUCAGCGAUUCUAUAGCUCGGUGCUCCGGAAAAUGGGGUCCUUGCCAUUGGAAUCGAUCAAGUCGGCCAAUGAGGGCGUUUUGGCUACCACUAUGAUCAUGGCCAUGUAUGAGCUAUUCCAUUGCACCUAUAGAGGCUUGCAAGGGUGGAUGUUUCAUGUCAAAGGUGCUUGUAGGCUUCUACAGCUUCGCGGCCCGCCGUCACAAGAACUCCCCCUCAAUCUGAGCUUGUAUAGCAGGAUACGGAUUACUGCGGUAUGGGAUGCGUAUGGAACCAGGAAAGCUCUGUUUCUUGCCCAGCCAGAAUGGCAGGGUUUGUCGGAAACUCCCCACGAUCAUCUUCUCGAUCUCUUAGUGUUUAUUCCAGGGCUCCUCGAAAGGUCCGACAAUAUGACUGCCGCAGUCAACGAGUCACGUGGGAUGAACAACGUGGAGCUAUUUUCGGUUGAUGAUCUGCUUGGCUGCUGGCUCGCUAUCCACCAUCGCUUGACCAACUGGUAUUCCGAGUUCGAUGCCCAGGAGUCUGCAGGUCUGUUCAAAAUCGGGCCCCUUGAGCCAAACAACCACCCGUAUCUUGAAGAGAACCCCGAACUUCAUGCUGUAUUUCCGCAGGUUGUCACAUUCAAGGACACGUAUAUCGCGCAGAUCAUGCUUUUAUACUGGUUUUCCCAGGUAAUCAUUCACACAGCGACGACGAAGUUAUAUGGAAUCAGAGAGAACCACAGAGCGUCAAUAAAUGCCAAGUUUGUGUCUAAAAAUCACAAAAGAGUACACAAUGAGGAUAUGGAAGAUGCGGAAAAGAUGGGUGGGUAUUAUGCUACGAAAAUAUGCCAGUCCAUCGCCAGUCUCAGAGAAGGGUAUGGUUUUCAAAUAGCAAUGGUCCCUCUCUGGGCAGCGCAGCAGUUCUUCGACGCCAGCGGAGAUGCAGAGAAGUUUCUAUGGUGUCAGGAAGUAUUGAAAGGAUUUGGAAAAGUUGGUGGAUUUGUGUUGGCUGCGGCGUUAGGAAUACUCACACCGAAGCAAUACCCCGGAAUUACUUCAAGUGUCUGA